Oikopleura dioica is the source of this 2106-nucleotide messenger RNA. The record is from the annotation of a GenBank genome assembly. Lineage: Eukaryota; Metazoa; Chordata; Appendicularia; Copelata; Oikopleuridae.
AUGACCGCAAUCGACGACGGACCAGAAGCAAAAAAGGCGAAAAUGUUCGCCGCCCCGACGGUCGAAGAAGUCGCCGCUCUUCGUGAAGCCGAGGGAAUCUUCAGUGGCCGCUUGAGUCAGCUCAAAACGGACGAAAUUCUCCGCGAAAUUACUCCUUCCCAGAGCGAACUAAACGAGCUCUCCGAAAUCCUCGGAGCGAUCAGGACUCUCAUGAAGAAGUUGCCAAAGCUUGACGACAUGAAUCUCGAAGACGUCGGAACUUCAGUCAAGGAUUCCGUCAUUCCGAUCGUGAUGAGCCCUCCAAGCGACAAAGGGCUCGUCCGAUUUCUCCCACCAUCGCGAAUUUCACUCAUUGAUCUGGAUUCCAGCGUCAAAUACGAUGAAAAAAUCGAGGCCAGAAUCGAAUUCGAAAUGCCCAAAGCCUGUUUGCAAGAAAAAGACGUCUGGGACGAGCGAUUUUUCAGAAAGAGAGCGAUUUACAUGGCUUAUUUAGCGACAGUUUUGACGAAGAAAUUCGACGUCAGCUAUAGAAUCGUCAAUGGUUUGAGAAUUAAGCCAAUGAUGAUUCUUUCCAACGAGAAAUUUCAAAUCACGUGCGAAAUAAAAACAGAAGUGGAGUUCGCAAAACGAGUAAGGUUCAUCCCUUCUCGCUGCAACAUUCAUUACAACUGGUGGGCCCAGAUUUCCGAGGAUGAUUCCAUUCCCGCUGAAACGACGCUUUACAACUCCGCCAUGCUCGACGAUCAAAUUUCCUUCGAGCAAGAAGAAAAAGACCUCCUGGAGAAAUUCUCAUCUCUGCCCCCUUCGCUGAACAACGCAUCCCGAUUAUUCAAGCUCUGGACGAGGCAGUCAUGCAUUCAUCAUUUCGAAUCUUCUCCGGAUUUUUUCAAAACAUACGCGCUCACUUUACUCGUCAAAAAUCGAAUGCCCCGUCUCGCAUCCGCUUUUCAAAUCUUCCGUCUCGUGUUGGAAUCACUCGCUGCGGGCGAUUUAUCUUCCCUAUCCGGCCUCUCAGAUACCGAAUGGCCCGCUCCGUGCCUUGGCUCGACUCAGGGGAGAAAUCUGUUAUCAAAUGUUCCGCUGAGCGCUUGCGAAUGGCUCCGUUUUUCGGCAGCCCGAGAUAGCAAAAUUCUAGCGAAGGAUCUUUCCAACGGAGUGAUUUCCACUCUCGUCAACAAACGAAGCUUCUUGUCUCUUUCCCAUGCGAUUGUUCUUCUACCAGACGAUGGUUCCUUACAGUGCGUUCUCAAGCGAAACCGAAACGACACUAGAAUCGCCGCUCUUUCAGGAGACACAGCUACUACAGCGCUGGAGUACUUAAUUCUGCUCCUGAAAAACGCCGUGACAGAUCGAAUCGUCGCAAUCUGCCCGAAAGUGCCGGAAUUCAAGCCUUGGUCCACAGUGCAACAGCCGCCAAAGUCUGAGGAAGUCUUUGGCCUCGGCUUUGGCAUUUCCUUGUCUGAAAGCGAAACGAACAAUUUGGCGAAGGUCUUUAGAGGACCAGCAGCGGAUAACGAUUCUGCGAAAAGGUUCAGGAGUCUUUGGGGAGCAAAGGCGGAUGAGAGAAGAUUUCAGGACGGAUCAAUUUGCGUCGCAGCGCAUUUCGAUUCUGAAGAUCCACUGGAAGCAGCUGUUCGUCAUUUGCUCAAAUUUCACGGUCAAAUUGAAAAAGUCGAGUAUUUCGGACGAAUGCAAAGCGAGAAUAGAGCCGACUUCGCGGAGUAUCAAAAGCUAUCUGAUGGUUACGCGGAGCUCGAGCAGAUCCUGCGCUCAAAUGACCUCGAUUUGCCGCUGCGAAUUACACACCUCUGGCCGGUGAGUCCUACUUUCCGCGGGACAAGUUCUAUUCCCUUUUCGCCAAAAGCAAGUCACCUGCCGAAAGCCGCUUAUCAGUACAACGUCGACGUUCCAGAAGCAAAAUCACUUCCUUCCCAUUUCGCUUCCAAUCGAAUUCUACUUCAGCUUGAAGGAUCUUCGAAAUGGCCACAGAAUAUUCAAGCAAUUAGGAAACUGAGACAGGCUUAUCAUAUCAGACUUGCGGAGAUUCUCGCCAAUAAAUUUCAAGUAAAUAACAAGCUCAAAUUUUCCUUAUUAUUUAUUAGAUGA